GUUCAAUUUAGCUAUAAAGAUCUACAAAUUUAAAAAUUGUGUUACAUUUAGAAUUUGUGUUCAAUUUCGAAUUUAGUAAUUUAUAACUACUUAUUUUAGGAAUUUCCAAUGGACCAAAACAUUCCGCGCCCAGGGCCUGUUAACUUGUGCAACGGUGCCAAGUGGGAAACCAAACAAGUUGGCGGUUGUAUGCACUUGUUACAGAUUUGGGCUUGGUCGAGGAUUUCGAUGGUCCGACCCUCAGUACUUCAGGUCAUUCAACAUGACCAUCUUCCAUAUGGGUGCAGGUGGAUCGUCCCCAAGUCAUAUAAGGGAUCCCCAAGACACUGCAUAUGCCUGUACCGGGAUGACCUCGACCGCAUGAGUGAGAGUCAGUUUGAUUUCACUCCCUACGCGUCCGAGGAACUCCCACCUAUCAUCCUUCAUGACGCUCCGCUUUGGUCGGCUAGGGUCAUGCUCAUAUUUUGCAAUAUGGCCGAAAUGCAUUACCCCGAUCGAUUUCUUCGGCAAUUCCAUAUAAGGCAAGAUACUCCGGAUGCUCCUUUGGCGGGUACUGAUCAUCACGACAAUCGUUCCAACAUAGUAACCGGUGUCUUGGCGUUGUGGGCGGACAUACAACAUAAUAUAUACUUUCUUGAUUAUGAUCGACAUAUGUCUGUCGAAGCAACUAAGAGCUACCGAAAAUGGUACCAGAAGCAUGGUACGACAUGUGUCCAGAACCCUUCUCACAAUGUGCCCACGACAGGCUACAUCCCGACAUCACACGAUUGGGGUAUUGUGGUAAGUUUUUGAAUACAUACUAUAUUCAUUAACAUAUAUCAUGUCAUAUUAUUUACACGUGUUACAUUUUUAUGCAGAAGCAAGGCUUUUACGAGCUGAAUCAGCUCUUAGCCGACCGCGCGAGUCAUGAGGACUGUCAAAAACGACUACAGCGGAUGGCCCUGGACGUAGGUGAUGAAGAGAUGCUCCGUCGGGGCAUAUUCCAUUAUGAAGAUGAAGAUGAAGGUGGAAGUGACGAAGAGGAUGAUGCAGAUGAACAUGAAGGUGGGGGUGAGCACUCACAAUCGCCUCCUCAAUUCUCAACACGUCAGGGUAUCUCAUUUGAUCAACCACCCCCUCAAUUCUCAACACAUCAAGCUGUCUCAUUUGAUGAACCACCGCCGUAUUAUGAUUCUUAUCAGUACUCAACACAAGCGGGUGAUUAUGUUGAUUCAUUUUUGGAUUCGUCAUUUUACUAUGGAGACACAACGAGGCCUAGGAACACUCGCGGUGGGGACGGAGCAGGGCCGAGCACGCAACGUUAGAUGUAGUAUUAAAUUUAAUAUUGUAUGUACUGUCUAUUCAUUAAUAAAUUACAUUGAAAACUACAUUUGUUUUGUUCACUUCCAUUAAAGUUAC
This is a messenger RNA of Cuscuta europaea, 1398 nucleotides long. NCBI's taxonomy places the organism in Eukaryota, Viridiplantae, Streptophyta, Magnoliopsida, Solanales, Convolvulaceae. The record is from the annotation of a GenBank genome assembly.